This is a messenger RNA of Alligator sinensis (Chinese alligator), 1749 nucleotides long. RefSeq names its product downstream neighbor of SON (gene DONSON). Gene Ontology annotation, biological process: nuclear DNA replication. The transcript is spliced from 10 exons. The record is from RefSeq and is a predicted model, not a curated record. NCBI's taxonomy places the organism in Eukaryota, Metazoa, Chordata, Crocodylia, Alligatoridae. Gene Ontology annotation, cellular component: nucleus. Bases 16 to 1461 code for a protein of 481 amino acids.
CCACUUUUCUGGCAAAUGCUGAAAAAGCCUCUAAACUUCAGUGCAUGGCUCUUGGAUCCUCUUCAAGAAACUAAAUCCACCUUGGAAGAAGAGUAUUCUGAAGUAGAUUUUCCCACGUUAACAAACGAUCACCAUUUACCUGUUCCCGUACCUGAUGUCCCCUCCUCACCAUGUACAGAAUUUCCUGUAGACUGGAGUAUUAAAACUCGAAUUCUGUUCACUUCCUCCCAACCUUUCACUUGGGCAGAACAUUUAAAGGCUCAAGAAGAAGCACAAGGGUUUGCUCAGCACUGUAGAGCAACAGAAGUUAACCUGCCACAAAGCAUACAGGAACCAAAGCUGUCCACAGAGCUUCGCUGUGCAUUCCAGCAAAGCCUUAUUUACUGGCUUCACCCUUCGCUGCCAUGGCUGCAGCUGUUCCCUCGAAUUGGAGCAGAUAGGAAAAUAGCUGGAAAGGCUAAUCCUUGGUCCCAUGAUGAAGAACUGCAACAAGUUCUAAUGAGUGAAUGGUCCGUCAGUUUUACUUCCCUGUAUAACCUGCUCAAAGCGAAGCUUUGUCCCUACUUCUAUGUUUGUACCUACCAAUUUACUGUGCUGUUUCGUGCGGCUGGCCUUGCAGGAAGUGAUGGUAUCACAGCAGUCAUUUCACCCACGACCAGGGGUUUAAGAGAAGCCAUGAGAAAUGAAGGUAUAGAAUUUUCUUUACCUUUCAUAGAAGAAACUAGAAACCGAAAGCAGAGAAGUUCUGAGACAAACUUGGAAGCAGAAGUUGCCAAGAAUUCUGAAGUAGGCAAGCACACUGAAGAUGAAGAGGAACAAGGAGUGAGUGAUGAUGAAGAAAGUUUUUCUUGGCUUGAGGAGAUGGGAGUUCAAGACAAGAUUAAAAAACCAGCUGCAAUUUCUAUCAAACUUUGUAAAGAAAAACAUGAGGUGCAAAUGGAUCAUAAACCUGAAUCCUUGGCAUUGGUGCGAGGAAUAAACGCAUUCACUUUAUUAAACUUCUUGAUAAAUUGCAAGAGUUUAGUGGCCAGUGCAGGUCCUCAAGCUGGGCUUCCACCAACGCUGCUGUCCCCAGUUGCUUUUCGAGGCGCAACAAUGCAAACACUCAAGGCUCGAAGUAUAAACGUGAAAACCCAGGUUCACUCAAGUUAUAAGGAUAUAUUUAGUUUGGAGAUCAUGGGCCCUGUCAUGCCUCAUUCCCUGCACUCAUUGACGAUGCUGCUCACAUCUGCCCAAAAAGGAGCCUUUUCUGCUGUACUGUACACCCAUGAGCCCACAGCAGUGUUUAACACUAGUCUUGACAUGGAGAGGAUCUUACAUAAGGAAACUUUAUGCACAGACCUCACUAGAUGUGGACUACAUCCUAAAACCUUGGAUCAACUGGCUGGGAUUUCAGCAUUGGGGAAGUCUUCUAUAAGAUUCCUAGAAAUGAAAGACUAUGCAUAUACUUGGAAGUCCUAAGUGCAUUAUUUUAGUUGAUGGAGCAGGACUAGCUGUUAUUUCAUCAAUGUUCUACAGAUGCUGUUGAGCUAACCCAAACAAAUGUGGUCUCCUACAAAUGUAGCCUACUUAUAAAACCUCUUGGAUGUAACAGAUGAGAAUUUGUACAUAACAGCACUGGUAAGGCAACCUCAGGUGGAAGAACACUUUAAAUCAUCCAGCAAGAUCACUGGAGCUGCUUUCCAGCUCUGAAACAUCUUCAUUUUAUGCUUUUAAAAUAAACUUUUUAAACUAAGCCAUCUUGAAUGU